Molecule: messenger RNA, 2252 nt
Organism: Gymnodraco acuticeps
Lineage: Eukaryota; Metazoa; Chordata; Actinopteri; Perciformes; Bathydraconidae
Product: heparan-sulfate 6-O-sulfotransferase 3-B-like
Exons: 2
Coding region: 359-1654 (431 amino acids)
Cellular component (GO): membrane
Molecular function (GO): heparan sulfate 6-sulfotransferase activity
Source: RefSeq, a predicted model, not a curated record
GCUCAGAUAGCGAUCAGCAGUUGACUCUGGCAGGACAGCCGAGCCUGAACGCUCCUCAGGCGGGGAUGUGCCGUUUCGUCGUGACGUCUCCAAAGGUGCCAGUGUGACAUAUUCAAGGAAAAAGAUGCAUAAAUGUUCCAGGAAAUAAGUGCAUGUUUAGCGUGAAAGCUCCAAGUUUCAAACCUGCUCUUGUGCGACGCCAGUCAAAGCACUCCUGCAGGAGAUGUUUGCACAACUCCAAAUUGUGAGGGACUGGAGCACCGACAGUGAAGCGGCAGGAUGAGACCCGGGGGAGAGGAACAACACUCGGACAUCACGUUACCGUUUGUGCCGGCGGCGUGAUUUACAGUUUUCCACCAUGGAGGAGAAGUUCAACAGACUCAUCUUCAUCCCCAUCGCGGCGGUGCUCUUCUUAAUGAUCGGCUACCAGUAUGUGUGCCCGGCGGACAGCAACACCUGCUACUUCAGAAGUGACGACAAGGGGCUCUUCCAGCGGUCCUCCUCCGGGUUUGAGUUAGUUUACACGGAGCCGGAGGCGGACGAGGACCUUCCCUCCAAAAUAACAUCCAAAUUUAACUUCACAGAGCGGAACCUGGACAGGCACGUUGAUUUCAAAAUCCGAGGGGAUGAUGUGAUGGUGUUCCUGCACAUCCAGAAGACCGGCGGCACCACGUUCGGGCGUCACCUGGUGAAGAACAUCCAGCUGGAGCAGCCCUGCGACUGCAUGGCCGGCCAGAGGAAAUGCACCUGUCACCGGCCCGGGAGAGCAGAUUCCUGGCUCUUCUCCCGGUUCUCCACGGGCUGGAGCUGCGGGCUGCACGCGGACUGGACCGAGCUCACGAGCUGCGUGCCCACCGUGAUGAACAAGAGGGACAAGAAGAGUGUCCAGAAGAACAAAAGGAAUUUCUACUACAUCACGAUGCUACGCGACCCCGUGUCACGCUACCUCAGUGAGUGGAAACACGUGCAGCGCGGGGCCACUUGGAAAACUGCCCUCCAUAUGUGUGACGGCCGCUCCCCCACUGAGGACGAGCUCCCCGCCUGCUACAGUGGGGACGACUGGACCGGCGUGCCCCUGAUCGACUUCAUGAGCUGCCCUUCGAACCUGGCCAACAACCGGCAGGUGCGCAUGCUGGCCGACCUCAGCCUGGUGGGCUGCUACAACAUGUCGUCGGUGAGCGAGCUGGAGCGAGGCCAGGUGCUGCUCGCCAGCGCCAAAGCCAACCUGCUCAAUAUGGCUUUCUUCGGCCUGACGGAGUUCCAGCGCAAGACGCAGUACCUGUUCGAGCGGACGUUCGGCCUGCGCUUCAUCCGGGCCUUCACGCAGAUCAACAGCACGCGGGCCGCCAGCGUGGGCAUCAGCGAGAAGGUGCGGUGGCGCAUCGAGGGGCUGAACGCUCUGGACGUGGAGCUCUACGAGUACGCCAAGGAGCUGUUCCUGCGGCGCUACCAGUACAGCCGGCAGAAGCAGCACCAGGAGGAGCGGCUGAGGCGGUGGCAGGAGAGGCAGCAGAGGCAGCGGCUGCACAGGACCUAUCUGUCCGAGCUGUGGAGACUGGGAGGAGGAGGAGGGGAGGAGGAAGAGGAGCAGAUGAAAGGGCUGGAGGAGGUAGCUACCACCGAGGACUACAGCAGCCAGGUGGUGAGGUGGUGAGGAGGUGAGGAGGACACAUGGGCGCCUGUUUGAUUCAUCGUGCUUUACUCUCCUCCCCAGAAUCUGCCAAAUCCUCCUGCCCGCAUAGCUAAUUGUUGGACUGCCGAACGGUGUCUUAAUAUUUAUGAUGGAUGUAUUUGUCAUGGCAACAUAAACAUUUUGUAUUUUUGUUUUCUAUGGCUACUUUUGGGACUGCAGAUGUGAAUUGUGUUUAUUUAUCCAUUACCAAUAGCUUCUAAUGGUCUCAAAGUGGUGAAAACGUUUCUUAAAGUUCGCUAACAAUUAGGGAAAAAAAUGGCUGACUUGAAGGAUCCUCUGUGUAACGUGUGUGAUCUAGUGUGUUGAUCAGUGAAAUUCUGUAGUUACUCUGUUGUGUUUGGCUUCAUAAGAAUAUCAAAGCACAAACUUGGCAAUAGUCGUUGGUGUUUUUUUUUUUCUUGGACUGCGGCAGUAUACAGACAUCGCAGGAAAGGUGUUCAAUGAAAAUAAUGCAGUACAGUCACGUACAUUUGACUCUCUGGUACGCAUGUGUACAUGAACGUGUUCCACCUUGCUUCUUUUUCACAGCAUGUUCUCACCAUAAAAAAUCAGAAAUCUC